Sitodiplosis mosellana (orange wheat blossom midge) is the source of this 3433-nucleotide messenger RNA. Its product is annotated as WD repeat-containing protein CG11141. NCBI's taxonomy places the organism in Eukaryota, Metazoa, Arthropoda, Insecta, Diptera, Cecidomyiidae. The coding region runs from base 620 to 3046 and encodes 808 amino acids. The transcript has 2 exons. The record is from RefSeq and is a predicted model, not a curated record. Gene Ontology annotation, molecular function: protein binding.
GGUGCCCACACUCAGUCUAUAUUGUUUGGAUUAUGUUUUUAGUAAAAUCAAAAGCCGAAACAAUGAAAAUACGAACAAAAUCUUGCGACAAGAAAGCGAAUUGAAUGAUUGGCUUUCAUCCACAAUAAUUAUACAAUUGGUGAAAAAUCCCGUCGAAUUUAAUCACACAGCCGAGUUGAAUGUGGCGGUUGUGCAUAAAAAUAAAAUCCAAUUUAUUCAAAUAUGGUACGAAACGUAAACACACACAGCUGAACUGUCGAAAAGCGAAUGUAUUUGGUAUAUAAUACAGACAUCAAGAUCACAAACAACCAGUGUCAAUUUGGUUCGAGUCUAUUUUGUUUAUUUGUCCAGGUCCAGCGUGAAAUUAGAUAGAAGUCAGCCAACCAGCUUGAGCAAGAGAAGGGCUUUGUCUUGAAUAGUUUUCGUCGUAAGAAAUCGGAUCUAAUUAGAUCCAGAGAGCGUGUGUUGCGGAAUUUGGUCACCGAAUUGAAUAAGACAAGAAAGAAAAAACAAGCAACAACAUUAGUGUUUGUGUAAUUGCAAUAAAAAAAAAAGAUACGAAAAGACGAGUAGAGCGAAAACUUGUGUAUUUACGUGCAAGCAUAUUGCUUCGGUUUGAAUGGAAAGUGACGAAUUCGAUUUAAACAAUUUACGAGAAUGGAAACCCACUAAAGAUGUUUUCGAGAAAAUUCCGCCGAAAAUCCAACGAGGUUUCUUUUUUCAAGAGUUGAAUAUCACAUGCAUCGAUGUGCUACCCGAAUUUUUGGCCAUUGGCUCUGAUGUCGGCAUCAUAUUCUGGUACAAUCGUCGUAAUGGCAACGUACAAAAGCUACGCACCGAGUCAACCGCAGCGAUAACAUGCAUCAGAUUAGUAUCAUCGGUUGAAUAUAUGGUGGCGGCUGGCAAUGCACACGGUGAAGUCAGCAUAUUUCAAAUACAAAAAGAGUUGCCCAGCGAAUUGGCGUCACAUGAAAUAGCCGCAUCGCUGAUAACAUUCAAACCAAUUGAACGUUACACCAUCAAAGAUGUAUACCGCGGCGCAAUUACGUGCGUUGAAUGGUCGAAAAAUGGCAUGAAACUCUUUUCCGGCGAUAAUCAUGGCAUUGUUGUAAUGACGGAACUGGAUUUUGGUCAACAUAUUUGCAAAUCGAUGGAGGUGAUCAAUGAAAAAUUCGGAAUCGUUCAAAUGCAAUUUUGCAAUCCAUAUCUGCUGGUGUCGACACUGUACCGUGCUGUUGUAUGUAAACGAGACGAAAUGAAUGAAUGGCAAGUGUCACAAAUUGGACGAACGGAUCGGAAAGUUUUAAAUGAUUUCGGCGCAGUAUUCACUCCAAUCGAUGUUGAUCAUCGUAAACCGCCGUCCGUUAUCGGCGCUCGGCCCGGUUUUCGCUUUUGGAUGGCCGACGUCGACGGCAACGUGUCACAUACAUUUCUGCUGAAAGAGAGCGUCAACGAAUUUCGAUCCAUAUUCGAAGUGCCAUUAUUGAAUCCCGUACACAGCAAAGUGACGAACAUUAAAGACACAUACUUUGGGCCAUGCCAUUACUAUAUGGGCAAAUACAUUGUGACCUAUUGUGAAUCUAUGGUAUUUAUAGUGAAUUUAGAAAAACUUAAGGUGAUGGCUACGAUUAAGCGCUUACGAAACAUACAGUAUUUAACGGUCAACGGCAAUGAGAUAUUUAUUGUGGAAGGUGGUCGCAGUAUUGUACGCAUAUCGAUCGUACCCGAUGGCCUGGGAUUGGCAGGCAGUACACAAUAUGUGUCAUCAAACAAUAACAAUAUGAUGAACGAUUCAAAUAUUGAAAUCCAAGAAGAAACGGUCACACAAGCGGAUGAAUGCUUUGAAUUGCCACCAAUUGAAACAAUUCACUUGAACGUACCACUGGCCUGUCGAAUCGGUGAACAUCAGUUGUUGAAAGAGGACAAAUUGUUGCUUGAGCAUAGCAAAAAAUUGCAAGUGUUUGAGAAAAUUAAUACAUUAGACUAUGAUGAAUCGAUCUUAUUUCAAACUGGUACAAAGAAAAAGAAGAAAACAUCGGUUCAUUCGACGUCGAGUGAUGAGGCGAAAAUCGAUGGAGUGGUCGAAAUUGGACGACAAGCGGAAUUUUUUACCGAACAAACCAAUGAAUUCGAUAAAACCAACCAGCAAAUCAUUGAUCGUCCACCAGAAAUAAGCUCAUUCACUGAAUCGACCACCAAACCGUGUUUGAUGCAAGCAAGUUUUUGUGAUUUCCUUAACAACGGCUUCGAAUCAGCCAUUGCGAAUACUGAUCCAAACAAACCUCUAGAAACGAAGAACGGAGCAACCACUGCGAUUGCAGUGAAAAAGGAGAUUUUUGGUUCUUAUCAAAGUUUAAAUUCACAUCAAAGCUUGAAAUCACACCAAAGAGAUACGUUCAAUCGAAAAGAAAACGCUAAUAAGAAGGAAAAAUUGGCAUCGCCUCAUAGAAGUUCACCGGAGGAGCAAACACAUUUGAAGCCGGUAGAAUGGGGCUAUCCAGCUUAUCCAAGCAACGAUCUAUUUAACCGGCAAUCAGGGUCAUUUUCGAAUAAUUCACAGUUUAGAAAAUCAAUUGUCGACGGUGUUCCCAUGAAAAAAUCAUAUGAACUGGGACAACUCAUGUAUCCAAACACAAAUCGGCCAACUAAUCGAAUAUCGAGAACAUUUCAUAAUGGUGAUUCAUUUGGAGAACAAAUUAUCAAUGGCAUUUCCGUAGAGUCACCACUUUCGGAGGUUUCGUUGACGAGUGAAGACGACGACGACGAUGAAGAUGAACCGGAUGCAAUCGAUAGCCUAGAUGCAAUCAAACAAUGCGCCAAUAAUCGAACUCCGGUCAAUUCACCGCCGAAACCAAUACAGCCACCUCCUGCUGUCACUGCUGAUCCAAAAACUGUAAAAUAUCUCUCUAGCCUAGCAAACUUACCCAAAUUAUGGGAUAUCAAAAUCGAAAAAUGUGAUGAAAAUCAGUACAACGGCGAUGCCAACGGGAGUUCCAAUGGUAGCUCAACUAAAGAAGGUAGUGACAGUGAAUGGGUAUUUCUGUAGCAAAAAACCAAACUCUUUACGGCUUUUCCCUUUAUUUUCUGCUUUAAGCAGCAUCAUCUCGAUAUUUUAUGUUAAAUUUAAGUUGCAUUCACUGUUCGAUUAAAAUUUUCUGUACCUUAUUUGCAUGUAAACUCUUGAUAUUCUAUACAAAAAAAAAAAAAAAAAAAACAAUACAAAAAAAACUCGAUAAUCUUUUUGAUAGUGGAAAAGAAAACAAAUUUUUUUUUCAACGAACAAAUUUCACUAUUUUUCUUAACAAUGUUUAAAUGUUUAUAAUAUUUAUUGCAAACAAUUUGUUGAUUUAUUUAUCUCAUAAAUUUGGCAAAAACAAAAUGUGUGUACGUGUUUUUUCUGUUCAUUCUCACAAUAAACGCUGUUUUCAAUAAA